Messenger RNA from Staurois parvus, 307 nucleotides. The record is from the annotation of a GenBank genome assembly. NCBI's taxonomy places the organism in Eukaryota, Metazoa, Chordata, Amphibia, Anura, Ranidae.
UAUAAACGGCCACCCGCCCCUGCACUGCUCCAGUCCGGCUGUUUGAGAGCAGUGCAGGAGCGGGUGGCCGUUCCUUCCCUGCCUGUACGCGCUCCGAUCACUGUAUGGGACCUCUGUGUGAGGUCCCGAUCAUGUGAUCACUGAUUGGCCAAUCAGUGAUCACAUGAAUAGUAGUAAGCAAGAUGUCACUUCUGACAUCAUUGCUUACUACUAGUGAAAUCUGUGAAUGAUCACAGAGGUCACAUGGUACAAGGCUAUUCACAACAGUCUUGUACCAUGUGACAAGCUGUGACCAAUCACAGCUCAC